AUGACUGAAAUCUUCAACUCUACCGUUCUAGAGAACUUGACUUCUCCUAGCUUGGUCCAGGUUACGAAGAAUGUGUUUGCGACACAGAGCCAACUUAAUGUCCUUGAAAAAUUAUGGGCUGCAUGGUAUGCGUACAUGCAGAAUGACACCUUGGCCACUGGUCUUAUGUUUUUCUUGACUCAUGAGCUCUGGUACUUUGGCAGAUGUCUUCCUUGGUAUAUUAUUGACAAGACUCCUUAUUUCCGUAAGUGGAAGCUUCAGCCAAACUACAUUCCUUCUGACAAAGAGCAGUGGGAGUGCUUAAAGGCCGUCUUAAGGGACCACCUAUGGCUUGAAGCUGCCCCAAUAUGGACUUUCCAUCCAUUGUGCAAGUCCCUUGGUAUUAAGGUGACUGUUCCUUUCCCUGCUUUACACACUAUGCUCUGGCAAUGGGCCUUGUUCUUCGUUCUCGAAGACAUGUGGCAUUACUGGGCACACAGAUUAUUCCACUACGGUGUCUUUUACAAGUACAUUCAUAAGAAGCAUCACCGUUAUGCAGCUCCAUUUGGUUUGAGUGCUGAAUAUGCUCAUCCUUUAGAGGUCGUUUCUCUUGGUGCCGGUACUGUUGGUUUCCCUAUUCUAUAUGCCUUUAUCACUCAUGAUUUACACUUGUUCACCAUUACCUGUUGGGUUAUCUUUAGAUUGCUUCAGGCUGUGGAUUCUCAUGCCGGUUACGAUUUCCCAUGGUCUUUGCAUCACUUUCUUCCCUUCUGGGCUGGCGCUGAGCACCAUGAUAGACAUCACCACUACUUCAUUGGUAAUUACGCUUCUUCGUUUAGAUGGUGGGAUUUCGUCAUGGACACUGAAGCUGGUCCUAUCAAGAAGGCCGAGAGAGAAGGUAGAAAGAAGUCUAAGAUUUCGGCCAAGAACGAGUAG
Molecule: messenger RNA, 915 nt
Organism: Brettanomyces nanus
Lineage: Eukaryota; Fungi; Ascomycota; Pichiomycetes; Pichiales; Pichiaceae
Product: C-4 sterol methyl oxidase
Exons: 1
Coding region: 1-915 (304 amino acids)
Biological process (GO): ergosterol biosynthetic process
Molecular function (GO): C-4 methylsterol oxidase activity; iron ion binding
Source: RefSeq, a predicted model, not a curated record